Molecule: messenger RNA, 1621 nt
Organism: Culex pipiens pallens (northern house mosquito)
Lineage: Eukaryota; Metazoa; Arthropoda; Insecta; Diptera; Culicidae
Exons: 3
Coding region: 105-1484 (459 amino acids)
Molecular function (GO): protein binding
Source: RefSeq, a predicted model, not a curated record
CGAUCUCGAUCAAGUUCUCCGCGCUUUUCAAGUCGUUGACAGAACGUGCAGUCAUUUUAUUGCUUUUCAAUGGUGAAUCUUUAAUCUACCCCGGAAAAAAAACGAUGGAUUUAAACGCCGAGCAGCAAAUUUGCCUCUUCGACCGACUCCCGAAUGAGGUUUUGCGGCUUAUUUUCCGGCAGCUAAAGUUCGCCGAUUUGCUACAGCUGUCUACGGUGUGUCACCGGUGGAACCAGGUCAUCUUUCACCACUGCAACGACAGCAUUCUGUUCAAGCCGGAGCGAUGUGACAAUCUUUGCGAAGAUCGCAGUUACAAGCACCUUGAUUUGAGCGUUUGCGGCUUUCCGGUGCCUUCAAAAGCCCACCCGGAGUACUGGUUUGAGGAAACGAUGCUGGAAAAGCUGGCCAGAUGGCAGGCCACGAGUGUGACCAUGUGUCAACACGAUGCCCAUAUCGAACAGCUGUUUCGGAUCCUGUCCCACUUCCCGCGGAUCGAUUCGCUCAACUGGUGCAUCUGCAGCAAGAUGCAAUCGUGCAUGAUGACGCACAAGCGGUUCCUGGCUAUGUUAGAAAAUCACAUGCCGUGCGUGCGUCACCUAUCGAUUCUGUGCAACUUUGUAAACUCGAUCGACCUGUUGAUGGAUUUGGCGCCCAAUCUCGUCGAGCUGCACGUGAUCGUUCCGGGCCGACUGCUGUGCAAGCUGUGCAAGUGCAACCAACUUGGCAACUUGCAAUCGUUAAAACUUGAAGUCGACACUUGCACCCGGCUGGAACGUCUGAAAUCAUUCCGUUUCGAUGAAUUCAUCACGUUUUUGAAAUCCCUCGCCAAACUGCAAAAACUUUCGCUCGGAAUCGACGACCAGACCCUCAUCGCGUCCAUCAUCGGAUCAGGUCUCGACAUCAAGGAGCUGGAAAUCACCAAAAACCGCGAGUGCAACCUGGGGAUCCUGCGCGGCCUCCGAAACCUCGAGGUCUUCCGCACCGACUCCCAGUACAUUCACACGGACAAAAACUUCCAGGACUUUUUCCGCCCGAUGCCGCAAGUGACCGUGGUGGACAUCGACCAUGCCGUCAACGUAGACAUCGAGCGACUCGCGCUCAUGUUCCCCGAUCUGAAGGUGCUCCGGAUGCGGUCCCGCCUCAACUGGUGGAGCAUUAGCCGCGAGCUGUUUAUCGUGUUCUCGAUGCUGCACAACCUGGAGGAACUGUCGCUGCGCGUCGGUUCCAUCUCCAACGGAAUGCUGGAGCUCUUCGAGCUUAAAAAUUUACUCCCGAAGCUGCGCAAAAUCACGCUGGCCGAUUGUGGCGUUGAACCGCCCGAUUUAACCGUGCUCGGAAGCAUCCUGCGGAAGCCGACCCUGCGCAAGCUGCACAUCGAGUCGGACCGGUUGAGGCGCAGCCCGGUGCCAACCUCGUCCUAUAUCAUUCCCGGUGUCAACCCGGUCUGUGAAGUGUACGUGAACGGAGAAUUUGUGCAGCGUUAACUAGUGAUGUGUGUUGUUUUGGUUUCAUGCUUUUUAUGCUGUUCCUAUUGUAAUAUUGUGAUGUAGUCAUGUCUUCAUUUUUGGCGUGAAUCAUGUUCCUUUUUAGGUAAUAAAAUUAUUUUUUGAUUAUUUUUUGU